Molecule: messenger RNA, 1788 nt
Organism: Amphibalanus amphitrite
Lineage: Eukaryota; Metazoa; Arthropoda; Thecostraca; Balanomorpha; Balanidae
Product: cell wall protein DAN4-like
Exons: 1
Coding region: 1-1788 (595 amino acids)
Source: RefSeq, a predicted model, not a curated record
AUGACCAGCUCAAAGAGCAGUCCCAAGCCUACCACCAGUCAAAAGCCAGCAAAGAUGAGCCCCGAGCCUAAAACUACUAGUCCGAAAUCUACCAUGACCAGUACAGCACCCGUAACAAGCAGUCUAAAAACCACAACGACCCGCCUGAGCCCCACCACAAGCAACUUUAAACCAGAGACGACCAUACCAGAUCCUACAAAAAGCACUUCGAUGACCUCAGUCGCCAGUUCAACUACUGCAAGAAGUCAGACGUCAUCGACAAGCGAUCAACCAACAACUACUACAACAGCAGCAGCAGCAACCACAACAAGACCUACAACCACUUCGACAAAGCCAACAACAACCACAACGACAGAGCCAACAACAACAACAACAACAGCAACAGAGCCAACAACCAUAACAACGAGAACAACAACCACAACAAGGCCAAAAACCACAACAACGAGCCCAACAACCACAACGUCAACACAAACAACUACUACGACAAAGUCAACAACCACGACAAAGAGAACGACCACGACAGAGCCAACAAUGACCACAACGAGCGAAACAACCACAACAACAAGGUCAACAACCACAAUGCUCAGUUCAGUACCCACCACAACAACCGAAGUGCUACCAAUCAGGUCCGAAGAGGUGACUACACCUCCGCUGUCACUCCUGGAACAGGUGAUGACAAGGUCCGUACCGUUUAUCAAGAAGAGGAGGCGCUUCACCACACCGACUUCGGUUGAAACAACCACAGAUGGGUCGAAGAUAGAGCCCAUUCAAACGACGUCAAGCUACAAAGAGCCGAGUUCCGUGAUGCCGAGACCUGACGAGCACACGACAGCUAACCCUGGACUAGUCACAUCGAGACGAGAAUCACUGCGCUAUGAUGUAGAAGUUGCGAAGCCAGACAUCCAGGCAACAGACGAGGAAGAUGGUGAGGAUCGGAACACGCCCACAAAGAGUCCAUUGCCCAAGAUGUCACCUGAACUGCGGAUGGCGCUGGUACGGGAGUUACUGAAGCAGAUGCAGGCUGCCAAGCAGUCAAACCAGAAGAAGACGAAGGCCAUGUCGGGGACGAAAUCUGCGACUCAGACCUAUCAUUCACAACCGGCAGAGCAAGAUGACGAGCAACCGAAGAUGCAGACGAUUGAUGAAACAGCAGCGGACACCUCGUCAAACGACGAAGAAGAAAAUGAAGAAGAUCCUCCACCAAUCGAAGAAGAAUCUGACGGGCUAACUAUUGACCCUGAACCGUCCGCUCAAAUCGAAGCAUCUCGGGCCGACUUGGAGGGCUUGAAACAGAACAUGGAAGCGAAAAAGGCUUCCAAAAAUUUGAAAGUCGAUGUCAAGGUAGACCCAGAAGUCAAGACUGAGGCCGAGAGAAUAGCAGCCUUGCUGAAAGGCGAUGUACCACAAACCAAAACUAUUUCGAUACGCCAGGAACCUGAGACAUCAGAAGAGAGCCAAGAGCCAGUCACACCCUCGGCAUUCCUUCGCGCACUGCGAGAACGGGUGAAAAACCGCCCGUCAAUCCGAGGCUCACGCAAGAAGACUCGGCCAAAGCCACGGCGACGCGGCAAGAUAAGGAAGUCGCUGCCUCGCGGGCCGAGACCGUCAACAGAGGAUGAAGAGGAUGAGACAGAAGAUGUCGAAGAUGACAAUGACGAAAAGAUGUCGGAAGAGGAUCCCAAACAUUCAGAGCAGCCCAGAGCGAAGCUUCAUCAGCUGGUCAAUGCAGAGCUCAAUAGUCAGAACGACGAGGAAGCUGCCGCCGAAGGUCUUGAUAAUCUAGAAUAA